Molecule: messenger RNA, 1706 nt
Organism: Paramacrobiotus metropolitanus
Lineage: Eukaryota; Metazoa; Tardigrada; Eutardigrada; Parachela; Macrobiotidae
Product: cytochrome P450 2C3-like
Exons: 6
Coding region: 234-1706 (490 amino acids)
Biological process (GO): xenobiotic metabolic process
Cellular component (GO): cytoplasm; intracellular membrane-bounded organelle
Molecular function (GO): oxidoreductase activity, acting on paired donors, with incorporation or reduction of molecular oxygen, reduced flavin or flavoprotein as one donor, and incorporation of one atom of oxygen; iron ion binding; heme binding
Source: RefSeq, a predicted model, not a curated record
CUUUGGUAAAUGUUUUUCCUGAAAUCGCGAGACACUUAAUUUUCGGGCAGAGAAAAUAUUCACAGAAAUAUUUUACAUAUCUGUAGCUUAUCUUAUCGUCAUAAGUUUGAUUCCUUGUCUUGGCACUCGUAUUUAAAUCUGAAGGUAUUACAUAAUUAUAUGUGUUGUUAAGAGGUCUACGCUAGAAUAGCCUAAUUUCACCAGUUCAUAAUUAUUGCAAAGUGCUCAAAACGAUGCUGCCUCUUCCGUUUUAUAUCGUUGGGAUUUGUUUUGCCAUUACGAUGUUCUGGAAGACCUUUCGCCGACGAUACCGUCUUCCUCCUGGUCCGCGUUUCGAAUGGCCGAUUGUUGGUAGUGCUAUGAAUCUCGGCAGUCUGCCACAAGUGACAUUAACCAACAUGUCGCAACAGUAUGGACCAGUUUUUUGCCUUCAUCUGGGACGCGAUCUCGUUGUUGUAUUAAACGAUUAUGAAAGCAUUAAGAAACUCUUAAGUGUAGAAGAAACCACGGGGCGCCCCAGGAAUACCACGCUGGAUUUAAUGUUAGGAGGGAAUGCCGGUUUGGCGUUCAGUGAUGGAGAUCUCUGGAAAGAACAUCGCCGUUUCGCAUUAACGGCUUUGCGGGAUCUGGGGAUGGGCAAAUCCUGGCUGCAGGAACAAAUCCUGGAUGAAACUAAUCGACUAAUUGAGGCACUCGCAGCCACCAACGAGCAGCCGAUUGAUCCGCAUCACCUGGUUAUUACAACUAUCUCCAAUUUGAUCUGUGCCACAUCUUUCGGGAAACGGUACAACUAUGACGAUGCAGAUUUUCGCGCAUUAUUGCGGAAUGAACAUCAGUACGAGCAGCAGCUGAGUCAGAUGAGCAUCCUCGAUUUAUUUCCUAUCCUACGCUUCGUGCCGCCAUUUCGAGAAGUUUUUGAGCGACGGAUGAAGGUCAUUCAAAUCAGGCGCGAACAUAUGCAACGUGUUAUUAACGAUGCGAGAAGUUCCGGUAACAAAGACGGACAGCGGUUGGAUUAUGUGAAUUUGUUUAUGGAAGAAAAGAAGCGCCAACGGGACGAAGGCGCUGAUACUACCUUCGAUGACGAACAGCUUUUACGGUGUGUGGCUGACCUGUUCGGCGCCGGUACCCAGACUACUGCAAAUUCUAUCUUGUUUGGUUUGCUGCUCAUGGUGGAGAACCCCGACGUUUUGCGCAAAGUUCAAGCAGAACUGGACUCGGUGGCUGAACGAAACGAGCAGAUUCUUGUCGAGCAUAAAGACCAUCUACCUUACACCGAGGCCGUGAUCAUGGAAAUCCAACGGCUGAUCCCCGUUGUCCCACUGAGUCUUCUUCACCGGACAACAGCGCCCAUCGCUUUCGACGACUACAUCUUCCCGUCAAACACUUUAAUCAUUCCCAACAUUUACGCCGUUCAUCACGAUCCAAAAUUGUGGGGCGAAGCGGAAGCUUUUAGUCCCUCACGUUUUGUGGAUAGCGACGGGAAGUUUGCAAAAUCCCCUUAUGUCCUCCAUUUCUCUUUGGGAAAACGCGCGUGCCCAGGGGAAGCAAUGGGCCAAGCGGAGCUCUUCUUGGUGCUGGCCAAUAUAUUGCAUAAAUUUGAUUUGCUUAUUCCCGAGGGUGUGCAUGUUUCCUCGAAGAAUUUGGCGGUUAAUUUAACAGUUGUUCCAAACCCGUUCCAGUUGAUUUUUAGGCGGCGCUUAUAA